CAUGUUUCCCAGGCCCAAUCAAGAUUCAGGAAAACGCUGUCGCAGACAUAUUUCCUAAUUCCCACUCUUUCUUGUAAACCAAACACCCAUUUCGAAACUGCUAUUGUGGAAGCAGAAAUCAGCUUAGAAUCAGUGAUUGUCUCAAACCAUGAGUUACAGAAGGGAUAUCCGCAAUUCAAGGUCAGUUAUAUUUGAUGAUGGCCUUGAAGAAGGUGGCCUUAGGGCCUCUUCUUCAUAUUCCCAUAAUAUUAAUGACCACGACAAUGACAAAGAUAUUGACAGUUUGCAAGACACAGUAAUUUUGCUGAAGAGAUUAACAGAUGAUAUACAUGAGGAAGUGGAGAGUCAUAAUCAUUUGCUUGAUCGAAUGGGCAACAAAAUGGACAUAUCAAGGGGAAUAUUAUCUGGAACCAUGGAUCGAUUCAAAAUGGUAUUUGAGAAGAAAUCAGGUCGGAGAAUAUGCAUACUUGCUAGUGUUUUCAUUGUUUCUUUUUUAAUUAUAUAUUACCUUAUUAGGUAUAUGAUCCCCUUAUGGUUCUGAUUUCUGAAUACAAGUAAUUUGCUCCAUUUAUUUUAUAAAAUUAAAUAUUUGAAAGCAGUGAUUGAGUUUCAAUAUUGUGAUUUGUUUCAAGUGAGCUGCAAGUUGACCACAUUGUAGCGAACCAGUAGUAGAGAAGAGGAACGAGAAUUGCUCAGGUGAUGCAUGCCUUAAAUGAAUAAAUAUCUGAUUUUGAUAUUAUUCUGUAGGAUCCUAAGAUACGUGCAAGUUUAAAGUAGACUUGUGGGAAUCUUUUCCCUUGAAUCUUCAAUUAAGUUGGUGGAAGUUGUGCCAUACACAGCUUGCAAUCAACUAAUCAAGGGAGCUACAGAUGACUUGAUCCUGGUGUUGAGAAUAGGAGGAGAAAGGUUGCUCCCUAGCAUAUGUGCUGUGAGAUGGCAUCUGAGUGAAGGAUGCUUGCAUGUGCAUAUUCUAACGCGUAAGCAUGGUUGGAUGAUAACAUGAUGUAAAACAAUCAUAGACUUGCUGAAAGUACCAUGUAAAGGCGCUCAGUGGCCUAUGCAUUGUUUUGGUAUUUUUAGUAUGUAAUCAAAUCAUAGAUUAAAAAUCAUUUUUGCGACAGAA
Hevea brasiliensis (rubber tree) is the source of this 1123-nucleotide messenger RNA. Its product is annotated as bet1-like SNARE 1-1. The record is from RefSeq and is a predicted model, not a curated record. NCBI's taxonomy places the organism in Eukaryota, Viridiplantae, Streptophyta, Magnoliopsida, Malpighiales, Euphorbiaceae. The transcript has 5 exons. Bases 149 to 541 code for a protein of 130 amino acids.